ACUGUAAAGAUGCUGAGGACCCUGCUGCUGAGUGUGCUGGCUGCUUUGGCCCUGGCUGAGCCCAAAUAUCUGGAGGAUCUGGCCCUCGAGGAGAGAGUUAUUGGUGGAGAUGUGGUAAAACCCAACUCCUGGCCCUGGCAGAUCUCUCUCCAGUAUACGAAUGGUGGCUCCUACUAUCUUCACUUUGGUGGGUCUCUUAUCAGACCAGGAUGGGUGAUGACGGCAGCACACUGCGUUGACAGCUCAAGAAAUUGGCGUGUUGUCCUGGGUGAACACAACAUCACCAUCCACGAGGGUCCCGAGCAGUACAUGAGUGUCAGCGAUGUCUACAUCCACCCCAACUGGGACAGCAACAGUUUGUCUUCUGGAUAUGAUAUUGCUCUUCUUCAUCUGUCCACUGAUGCCACUCUGAACAAAUAUGUACAGCUGGCCACCCUGCCACCCUCUGGACAGGUUCUGCCCCACAACAACCCGUGUUACAUCACUGGCUGGGGACUCACAUCGAAUGGUGGGUCGAGCUCUGAUGUGCUGAUACAGGCCCCUCUGCCUGUGGUCAACUACAAUACCUGCUCUCGUAGCGACUGGUGGGGAAGCUAUGUGCAGGAAAACAUGAUUUGCGCUGGCAACAGCACCCAAGCUGGAUGUCAUGGUGACUCUGGUGGUCCUCUGAACUGUCUGGUCAGCGGUAAGUACGUCGUACAUGGUGUGACCAGCUUCGGGUCAGGAGCAGGUUGUAGUACCUACAAGAAGCCAACAGUCUUCACUCGAGUGUCUGCCUACAUCGACUGGAUUAAUGACAUCAUUGGAUAAACAGAAAAAAACAUCUUCCAUUUACAUCUGCAAUGUGCAAAAGUACAAGAGACUACGCAUCUGUUCUCUGACCGCUUUUGAAUCAUUUAAUCUAGU
This is a messenger RNA of Carassius carassius (crucian carp), 906 nucleotides long. Its product is annotated as elastase-1-like. Gene Ontology annotation, biological process: proteolysis. The record is from RefSeq and is a predicted model, not a curated record. Lineage: Eukaryota; Metazoa; Chordata; Actinopteri; Cypriniformes; Cyprinidae. Gene Ontology annotation, molecular function: serine-type endopeptidase activity. The transcript is spliced from 8 exons. Bases 10 to 810 code for a protein of 266 amino acids.